UUUUUAUUACACCUCUGGCAACCAUACAGACUGGCGAAAGUGUUGCGCACUGCGCAUGCGUGUCACUAAACCGCCGUGUAAAAUGUCGGUGGUUUUUGUUCCAAAGCGACAGCGAGGUAAAGCUCAAAUUAACCAGGAGACCAUCCAGAGACUACUGGAUGAGAAUGACCAGCUUGUGAGGUGUAUAGCCGAGUACAUGCAAAAAGGCCGAGCGACUGAAUGUGUCCAAUACCAGCAGAUCCUGCACAGAAACAUUGUCUACUUGGGCACGAUUGCAGAUGCCAGCCCAGAUGUUCCUGUUUCUUGUGAAGAUGUUACGAGUCGGGAUGAAGUGAGGGACGUUUCCGAACCUUAAAUUCAGAGCAGUCAUGAAGAAUUUAGUAUUUUUUUUUAAUGUGUCCACUGUAAUAAUAAACUGUAUAUAAUUUUGUAAAUAAUCAUCUGAGACUGGAGUAAAAUACAGCCGGGUUUAAAGCGAGAGCGUACGGAGAUCCGUUUAUCAUAUUUAUUCAUGUUUUUGCAUCGCUGGUACACUUGGAACGAUUCGUCUUCACAUUGUCGAACACCUGUUCACGUCUUCCGCUUUACUCUAAUAAACUCGAAUGAUUAAUUUGAGAA
Molecule: messenger RNA, 618 nt
Organism: Trichomycterus rosablanca
Lineage: Eukaryota; Metazoa; Chordata; Actinopteri; Siluriformes; Trichomycteridae
Gene: ss18l2
Product: ss18, like 2
Exons: 4
Coding region: 56-355 (99 amino acids)
Source: RefSeq, a predicted model, not a curated record